Molecule: messenger RNA, 6338 nt
Organism: Astyanax mexicanus (Mexican tetra)
Lineage: Eukaryota; Metazoa; Chordata; Actinopteri; Characiformes; Acestrorhamphidae
Gene: ctnnd2b
Product: catenin (cadherin-associated protein), delta 2b
Exons: 23
Coding region: 238-3849 (1203 amino acids)
Biological process (GO): dendritic spine morphogenesis; cell-cell adhesion; cell-cell junction assembly
Cellular component (GO): postsynaptic density; cytoplasm; plasma membrane
Molecular function (GO): cadherin binding
Source: RefSeq, a predicted model, not a curated record
AGUGGAGGAGAGAGAGAGGGAGGGAGGGAGAGAGAGGGCUGCUGCUGCUGCUGCUGCUGUCUCUCCGUGGCCGUUUUUCCGCCUCCUUUUCUUCCCCAGCUGUGGAUGUUUUUAGCGGAUGCUCUCGGCGUCUCUCGGGCGGUCGGUGAGGGAUGGUUGACAUUAUUAGCUGUGUGUUUCAAUUUUCGGCGUUAAUCUGAAAACGGAGGAGGAAGGAGAUCAUAUGUACUCGGAGUAAUGCCAGUUCCUGAUCAACCUUCUGACAGUGAAAACUCCAGUAUGUUGAGCCCAGUCCUUAACGCCUCCAACGGGGAUGGAUCUGAAACAGAGACUACCUCUGCUAUCCUGGCCUCCGUCAAGGAGCAGGAGCUGCAGUUUGAAAGACUGACCCGAGAGCUCGAAGCUGAGCGACAGAUUGUGGCCACCCAGCUGGAACGAUGCAAACUGGGAUCUGAGACUGGGAGUGUGAGCAGCAUCAGUUCUGCUGACGAGAAGUUUCGCUGGAACAAUCAAGACGGACAGAAGGAUAUAGAAGAAGAGCUCACCACCGGCCUGGAGCUCGUGGACUCCUGCAUCAGAUCUCUGCAAGAGUCUGGAAUUCUGGAUUCACAGGAAUUUGCAACAGGAGAAAGACCAGGCAUCCUGUCUCAGAGUGCUCUACAGCUCAAUAAUCAAGAGGGCAACUUCCCUUAUUCUGGUUACCAUAGCAACCAGACCCUGGCCCUGGGCGACCCGUCAGCCUCCCAGCCCCCUCCACGCAGUGGUCAGGUGGGAGGAGCCGUACACAGCUAUAAUCAGGUGACGUCUAACCGUGCCGCCCAGCUGGCGGGCGGCGAUUGCGCCCAGUCCAGAGACUCGUUUGCCCAGAGUCAUGGUAGCGCCUUCCACCUGCCUGACGUCCAGCCUGCCACCUCCAUCUACUACUCCUGCGCCACUCUGCCGGCCCAACGUGUGAGCUCCCCCCUCUCCAUGCAGGCCCUGGACUCGCCCUCCAAGCUGCAGAGGCUGGCCUCAGCCUCCGACAUGCCCAGCUACGCCACCCUGCAGCGCGUGUCCUCGCCCAAGCAGUCGCCCAGCCGCCUGGCCAAGUCCUACAGCACCAGCUCGCCCAUGAACAUGGCAGCUGGAGGGGGCUCCGCCUCUUCCCCUCUACACGCCAUGUCCGGCCAGGGCAACGUCUCCAGCUCCUCCCCCCUCCACCAGCUCAGCUCGGUUGUAGGCAGCUAUGCCACUCUGUCGCCCACUAAGCGAAUGCUGCACUCCUCCGACCAGUACAAGAUUUCCCAUGACCUGUAUGCCAACGCUACGCUGCAGAGGCCUGGCAGCCUAGCAGGUUCCAGAGGCUCGUACAGCAGCCAGCACAGUCACCUGGGUGGGGAGCUGCGCCCCCUGCAGUCCCCCGAGCACCACAUCGACCCCAUCUACGAGGACAGAGUUUAUCAGAAAGCCCCACUGAGGAACUUCAGCCAGGGCCAAGCCCCGUCCUCCCCCGGUGUUGACCCCAUCCCCUUGCAGCGCACGGGCAGCCAGAACGCCACCGGGACCUUCCCCCGCUCCGGCUACGCCACCGGACCCGGCGUCUCCGCGGCCGACUACGGCAACCCGUACCGCACUCUGCAGUUCUGCCCCUCCACGGACUCUCCCUACAGCAAGUCUGGUCCUGCUCUGCCACCCGAGGCCACGCUGGUCAGGUCGCCCUCCGUGGACAGCAUCCAGAAGGACCCCAGGUACGACCCCGAAUUCCUUGUCUGGAAUCAAAAUCAAGCCGAACAAAGAAUGACAAAGGAGUUUGGCUGGAGGGAUCCAGAGCUGCCCGAGGUGAUCCAAAUGCUGCAGCACCAGUUCCCAUCCGUGCAGUCGAACGCUGCAGCGUACCUGCAGCACCUGUGCUUCGGAGACAACAAGAUCAAAUCUGAGAUUCGGAGGCAGGGGGGCAUCCAGCUGCUGGUGGACCUGCUGGAUCACCGGAUGACAGACGUCCACCGCAGUGCCUGCGGGGCUCUGAGGAACCUGGUGUAUGGCAAAGCCAAUGAUGACAACAAAAUCGCUCUGAAGAACUGUGGAGGCAUCCCCGCCCUGGUGCGCCUGCUUCGUAAGACCACCGAUGUGGAGAUCAGAGAACUGCUCACAGGGGUGUUGUGGAACUUGUCCUCCUGUGAUGCUCUGAAGAUGCCCAUUAUCCAGGACGCUCUGGCAGUGCUCACCAACACCAUCAUUAUCCCUCACUCGGGCUGGGACUCCUCCCCUCUCCAGGACGAGCGCAAGCUGCACCUGCACUCCUCACAGGUGCUCCGCAACGCCACCGGAUGCCUUAGGAAUGUGAGCUCUGCAGGAGAAGAGGCACGUCGUAGGAUGCGGGAGUGCGAGGGACUGACAGAUGCACUGCUCUACGUUAUCCAGACCGCUCUGGGCAGCAGUGAGAUCGACAGCAAGACUAUAGAGAACUGCGUGUGCAUCUUGAGGAACCUGUCCUAUAGGCUGGCGGCUGAGACGUCUCAGGGGCAGCAGCUGGGCUCGGAGGAACUGGACGGGGUGCUGUGCACCGACGCCAGCGGGAAGGACGCUGAGAGCUCCGGCUGCUGGGGCAAGAAGAAGAAGAAAAAGAAGAGCCAUGAUCAGUGGGAUGGAGUGGGGCCUUUUCCAGACUCCGGUGAUCCACCCAAGGGCCUGCAGAUGCUCUGGCAUCCGUCCAUCGUGAAGCCAUACCUGACACUGCUGUCGGAGUGCUCCAACCCGGACACGCUGGAGGGGGCGGCCGGGGCUCUACAGAAUCUGGCAGCCGGAAGCUGGAAGGUAGGCCCCACCCCAAAACCAUGGUCGGUGUAUAUCCGAGCAGCAGUGAGGAAGGAGAAAGGUCUGCCUAUUCUUGUGGAGCUUCUGAGGAUUGAUAACGACCGUGUGGUGUGUGCGGUGGCCACAGCCCUCAGGAACAUGGCUUUGGAUGUGAGGAACAAGGAACUAAUUGGCAAGUACGCCAUGAGAGACCUGGUGCACCGGCUGCCGGGAGGGAACAAUAACAGCAGCGGCGGCAGCGUGGCAAAGAGCAUGUCCGACGACACCAUCACUGCCAUCUGCUGCGCUCUGCACGAGGUCAUUACCAAGAACAUGGAGAACACCAAGGCCCUGCGUGACGCUGGAGGCAUCGAGAAGCUCAUUGGUAUCGCACGCAGCAAAGGAGAUAAACACACGCCCAAGGUGGUGAAAGCAGCGUCUCAAGUCCUGAACAGUAUGUGGCAGUACCGGGAUCUGCGCAGCCUUUAUAAGAAGGAUGGCUAUUCUCAAUACCACUUUGUGGGUUCAUCCUCUACAAUAGAGAGAGACAGGCAAAGACCUUAUUCAUCUUCACGCACUCCCUCCAUCUCUCCUGUGCGAACUUCCCCCAAUAAUCGCUCAGCGAGUGCCCCUGCCUCCCCUCGAGAGAUGAUGAGCCUGAAGGAGAGGAAGGCGGACUACGAGUCAACUGGAACCAAUUCUGGUUACCAUAGCAACAAGGGCGAGCACACCUCCCGAAAGGACGCCAUGGCAGCGCAAAUCUCCAGUGGAACCUCCACUCUGUUCCGAGGUGCUUACGUGUCUCCCAGUGACGACCUCAAACAUAACCAGAUCUCUGCUCAAGGAAACCCUCCAGAGGCCUACCCUCCCUUCCAGACUCCCCCAGGAGCCAACUUCGAGGAGAAUUACUACGAGGACCAAGUGCACCAGCGCCCCCCGCCCGCCGCCGACGGCACCAUGCACCUGGGCCUGAAGUCCACCGGCAACUACGUGGACUUCUACUCAGCCUCCCGGCCCUACAGCGAACUCAACUACGAGACGAGUCACUACCCGGCCUCGCCCGACUCCUGGGUGUAGAGGCGGAGGGCCGGGCUGAGGACGCGCCGACACACGGAGAGAAACCAGCCCCGCAUGUGCAUGAACACUAUCGGAGACACACACUCACACUCACACACGGACAUGCCCCUUCAGUUCGGAUCGGACUGGGGAUCCCACUGAGCUAGCUGUUCAUCCACAGUGGCUGUCAGAGACAGUGUCUGAAAAAGAAGAAGAAGAAGAAGAGAUAGAAAAAUGGGAUGAUGUGGAGAAAGGCUAAGGCGUUGUUUUUAUCGGACACACAAGCCCCACGAGUGUGCGGACGGACGGUGUUCUGUCUGUCUGUGUGCUGAGGGAGCACAGGAACAUUCAGAAAGCGUUAGGGAAAGCUGUAAAUACAGGUAGGGAAAGGAGGUGAGUACGUGAAGCACAAGAAAACGAUACAUCAUUUAACACAAGCUGAGGAAAAUAGCUCUGACUCAUUUUUAGAACAUUCGUUUGAGUUCGACCUGCUUUUUAACGGAGUGCUCUUUUCACGAGGAGCUUCUCAGAGCCUUUUUAUCUUUUUUGUUCAUUCUCUUUAUUUUGUACCUCCUCUUUUUAACUUCUUAAUUCUAGUGUAAAGUAUUUGAUGUAUAUUGCAGAUGUAGAUACAUUGAAGUUACAAUGUGUAUAUUACAGGAAAAAAAAUACUGUGUCCUCACUCCUCUGUGGCUCAAAAUAUCGUUUUUCUGGUAGACCUGGGAAACGGAGGGAGGGAUACGCGGUUUAAAACGUUCUCUACUGUAGGUAUGUAAGGUAUGUGUCGGCAGCAGAAAAGGUAGGCUGUGAUUUUAGAAGCUGUAGUUUACUCAGACGUCAGGAUUUCUUCUUUAUUUCUUUUUAUUUUUAAGAACAAUUGAGACCAUAACAACGAGUGCUGAGUGCUCUACUGCCUGGCAAGAGUUUACCGGUGAACAUUUUAACCUCAUUCUGCUCAGUUUUUUAUGCUUUGUAAAGAUUCAGCGAAAUGCUUUUCUUUGUGUGUGUGUGUUUUUUUUUCCUCUUUUUUUUCUUUUUCUAAAUCACACUGAACUGAAACUGUACUGUUCCACUCGGCUCCCAGUGAUCUGUGCUCCAUUUUUGUAAAAUGUGCCAAACGUGUUUAUCCCUGAGCCAGGGGGGUACCGCCAAGCCUACGCUGAAGUUUACAGCGUAAACAUUCAGCGCCUGCGUCAUUGGUCGUAACGAUACCAGUUUGUAAAUGCUUUUUUUGUUUGUUUGUUUGUUUGUUCGUUCGUUCAUUCGUUUUUUUAACAUGUUUCAAAGGCAAAGAGCCACACACUCUACAUCAAGACUGAGGUAACGCUUGGGGGGACGCAGCCAAUCAGAGCUAAGAUCCCUCCUACAAAUGUACAAUUAGUUUACGCUGUGUUGUAAAAUAGACGACUGAACAAAUCCGUUUGUUUUAUUUCCUUUUCCUCCUCCAGAAAAUCGGUGGUUCUUAAGUUCAUCGUAGACUAAUGUCAAUAGAGUACGAAUAUAUAUUAUAUAAAUACAAAUAUAUAUAAAUAUAUAUACUUUUUAUGUGCAGAUGUGGAUGUCACCUAAUGCAGCAACAUUUAUGAAGAAAAAAAAGACAAAGACUUGUAGGAAUACAUGUAGGGUUUUGUUCACGUUAAUUUCUGAUCUAAAUUUUCACUCCAAACUGUUGCCCUCCUCUUGUCAUGUCGCCGUUGCUGUGUGAAACGGGUGAGACCAGGGCUCCAGGCACAGAGAUGGACGAUGUGUCCGAGUUUCUAACACUGAUCAGAAACGGUGCUAAAAAAAAAAAAGACAAACAAUAAAAAAAGCAAAAGAGAGAGAACCCCACGUCCACAUUUUAGUGUCAAUAUAUAAUGUUUGCCAUUUGAUGUCGCUACCUUUCUAAAUAUCAAAGCAGUUUUAAAAGUGUUUCAUACCCAGACUGAAAAUUAGCCCCGCCCCCUUCACAUUGCUAAAAAAUUAAAGAAAAAAAAAAACGACAACACUGCGAAAGCGCUGCUAGUCUGGACUUGCUUGUAGAAAAGUGACUUUGAGUUGUGAUUGCCCUUCUCUCUUAUCUCAGGACAUCUUACCUUGGCUCUCUGAGGGAGCAGCUCGGCGAACGCUCCUCCUCUCAGACUGAAAGACAGAUGCCGCGAGCAGCAGUCGAGGCCUCUGCUCGAGCUGUUACUUAAUCUGAAGUGGUUGAGGACCCUUUGAAGUGUGGCGGCAAGCCCUGGUCUUCCCUCCAUAUCAUUUUGAAUUUAGAGAUAACUCGUCAGACGAGAGGAAACGGAAUGAUAUUUCCUGAAUUCGUCUCACAUAUCUUUCAGCACUGUCAAUAGUGAACAUGGGGAAAAAAAAAUAAACAUGCAAAAUAUUUGUGGAAAAAGUAGACAUGUCUGAUGACCUGUACUGGAAAUGUAAGUACAUUUUUUUGUUGCUAGACAAAGUGUUUGAGAGACUUGUGAACCUUUUUAUUGCCAGAUUGCAACUGCUAUAAGAUAAAAACUGACUAUGGGAAAAAC